This is a messenger RNA of Cynocephalus volans (Philippine flying lemur), 2169 nucleotides long. It is a transcript of the gene BDKRB1, whose product is annotated as bradykinin receptor B1. Gene Ontology annotation, molecular function: bradykinin receptor activity; C-C chemokine receptor activity; C-C chemokine binding. The transcript has 3 exons. Gene Ontology annotation, cellular component: external side of plasma membrane; membrane. Lineage: Eukaryota; Metazoa; Chordata; Mammalia; Dermoptera; Cynocephalidae. The record is from RefSeq and is a predicted model, not a curated record. Gene Ontology annotation, biological process: immune response; response to mechanical stimulus; positive regulation of cytosolic calcium ion concentration. The coding region runs from base 158 to 1216 and encodes 352 amino acids.
GAAAACACCUCCGGAGGUAGCACUUGCCCUCAGAAAAUCCAGCUGAAGUUGUGAGCGCUUUCAUUUUCUGUCUGAAUGGUGAGCACCGUGAGGUUGGAGCUGUUCUGUCCUGUGUAUCUCCAGCACCUUGCAACAUGCUGGCACAAAGUCACUGUGGAUGGCCUCCCAGACCCUCCUGGAGCUCCAGUCCUCCAACCAGAGCCAGCUCUCCCCUCCCAAUGCCACAUCCUGUGACCAUGCUCCAGAAGCCUGGGACCUGCUGCACAGACUAUUACCAGCAUUUAUCAUCACCAUCUGCUUCUUCGGCCUCCUGGGAAAUCUUUUCGUCCUGUCUGUCUUCCUCCUGCCCCGGCGGCGACUGAACGUGGCAGAAAUCUAUCUGGCCAACCUGGCAGCUUCUGAUCUGGUGUUUGUCUUGGGCUUGCCGUUCUGGGCAGAGAACAUCUGGAACCAAUUCAACUGGCCUUUCGGAGCCCUCCUCUGCCGCAUCGUCAAUGGGGUCAUCAAGGCUAAUUUGUUCAUCAGCAUCUUCCUGGUAGUGGCUAUCAGCCAGGACCGCUACUGCGCACUGGUGCAUCCCAUGGCCAGCCGAAGACAGCGGCGGCGACGGCAGGCCCAGGCCACCUGCGUGCUCAUCUGGGUUGUGGGGGGCCUCUUGAGUACCCCAACGUUCCUGCUGCGAUCCGUCAAAGUCCUCCCAGAUCUGAACAUCUCUGCCUGCAUCCUGCUGUUCCCGCAUGAGGCCUGGCACUUUGCAAGGAUGGUGGAGUUAAACGUUCUGGGUUUCCUCCUCCCGCUAGCAGCAAUCGUCUUCUUCAACUAUCACAUCCUGGCCUCCCUGCGAGGGCGGGGGGAGGUCGGCAGGACACGGUGUGGGGGCCCCAAGGAGGGCAAAACCACGGCGCUGAUCCUCAUGCUCGUGGCCACAUUCCUGGUCUGCUGGGCUCCCUACCACUUCUUUGCCUUCCUGGAAUUCCUCCUACAGGUACGAGCCAUUGGAAGCUGCUUCUGGGAGGAUUUCACUGACCUGGGCCUGCAGUUGGCCAACUUCUUUGCUUUCAUCAACAGCUGCCUGAAUCCAGUGAUCUAUGUCUUCGUGGGCCGGCUCUUCAGGACCAAGGUCUGGGAACUUUAUAAACAAUGCACACCUAGAAGUCUUGCCCCAAUGUCCUCGUCCCCUAGGAAAGAAAUCCUCCAGCUUUUCUGCAGGAAUUAAAACAGCCGUGAACCAAGAAGCUUGGCUUUCUUAUCAAUUACUUCUGACAUAAUAAGUACUAUGGUGGUAGGCCAAAUAAUAACCCCCAAAGAUAUCCAGGAUCUGGUCCCUGAAUGUCACCUUAUACAGCAACAGGGACUUUGCAGAUUGUAUUAGUCCAUUUCUGUUGCUUAUAACAGAAUACCUGGAACUAGGUAAUUUACAAAGAAAUAAAAUUUAUUCCUUACAGUUUGGAGGCUGGGAAGUACAAAGUCCAGGGAACACAUCUGGUGAGCCUUGUUGGUGAUGACUCUACAGCAACGCAGGGUGUCACAUAGUGAGAAUGGCAGAAGUAAGAGAGAGCAACCUCUUCACUCGCUCUUUCUUUCUUUCUUUUUUUGGCAGCUGGCCAGCAUGGGGAUCUGAACCUGUGGCCUUGGUGUUAUAAGGCUGUGCUCUAACCAACUGAGCUAACAGGCCUGCCCCUUUCUUGCUCUCCUUUUUAAGCCAUCAGAACCACGCCCAUUACUCCCAUUAAACCAUCAAUGGAUUAAUCCAUUCACUAGGGCAUGGUCCUCACAAUCUAAUCACCUUAAAGGCCCCAUCUGCCAAUUACCAGAACAGGAUUUCCCACUUCAACACUGUAACAGCAGGGAUUAAACUUCCAACAUGAGUUUCGGGGGAACAAACAUAUCCAAAUCAUAUCACACAUGCAAUUAAACUAAGGAUCUUGAGAUGGAGAGAUGAUCCUGGAUUAUCCAAUGGGGCCACAUAUAAUCACAAGAGUCCUUUUAAGAGGGAGGCAGGAGGGUCGCAGUCAGGAGAUGUGACAACAGAAGCAAAGGUCAGAGUGAUGCAGAAAGGGCCUUGAGCCAAGGAUUGCAAGUGCCCUCUAGAGGCUGGAAAAAGCAAGGAAAGGAUUCUCCCCUAGAGCCGCCAGAAGGAAUCACACCUGCUGAUACCUUGACUUUAGC